Molecule: messenger RNA, 1329 nt
Organism: Monoraphidium neglectum
Lineage: Eukaryota; Viridiplantae; Chlorophyta; Chlorophyceae; Sphaeropleales; Selenastraceae
Exons: 2
Coding region: 1-1329 (442 amino acids)
Biological process (GO): CDP-diacylglycerol biosynthetic process; cardiolipin biosynthetic process
Cellular component (GO): mitochondrion
Molecular function (GO): phosphatidate cytidylyltransferase activity
Source: RefSeq, a predicted model, not a curated record
AUGGCGCGGCCGCGUCACCCGCUGGAGUCGCUCGUCGCGUCCCACUUUCCCCCAAUAGCUCAGGGCUUCGCCUACGGCAGCGGUGUAUUCCUACAGCCAAACCUGUACGCUCCCGAGGAGCAGGUGGUCGCUGCCACUGCCGAUGGCCGUGGGAUCGUCGGCGGCAGAGUCGGCGCCGGCGCGCCCGUUGCCCCCUCGUCCGAGGCCGCUGCGGCCACCCUCAAAAGUGGCAGCAGCAGUAGCAGCAGCACCCGUAGCAGCAGCAGCGGCAGCGCUAUCAACGGCGGCCCCAUGAUUGAUUUCAUAUUCAUCGUCGACGACCCUGAAGCCUGGCACGCGCAGAACAUCGAGCGCAACCCCAGCCAUUACUCAUUCGUCAAGUGGUUUGGCCCGGCGGCCGUCGCGCGCGCCGCAGACGCCAUCGGCGCGGGCGUGUGGUUCAACACCCUCGUGCCGCUGGAGGGGCGCCUCGUGAAGUACGGCGCCAUCGGGCGGGCGGCGUACCUCGAAGAUAUGCUGACGUGGCGCCACCUAUACGUGCCGGGGCGGCUGCACAAGCCGGUCCUGCCGCUCGGCCAGCUCGGAGCUCCGCCCCCGGCGGGAGAGCCGGCGGUGGGCGGCUCGGAGCAUACACAGCAGCAGCAGCAGCAGCAGCAGCAGCAGCAGCAGCAACAGCAGCAACAGCAGCAGCAGCAGAAGCAGCAGCAGCAGCCCCGGCCCCCCGACGCCGCCCGCCGCCAGCUCGCCACUGCCGCCGACGCCAACCUCCUCGCCGCGCUGCGCGUCGCGCUGCUGCUCUCCCCCGCAUCCUGCGACUUUCGGGACGUCGUGCGGCGCGUGGCGGGGCUGUCAUAUGAAGGGGACAUCAGGAUGGGACUGGCAGAGGACAGCCAAAAGGUUGAGCGCAUCGUGGCCGGCAGCUGGUCAGGGUUUUGCGAUCUCUACCUGCCGCUGCUGCGCGACCCGCGGAUCGGCGCUGCGGGUGGCGGCGGUGGCGGGAAGGAGGGGGGUGGCCCGGUGCUGGAGGUCGAGGGGGCGGACGACCUUGCGGCAGCAGUGGCGGCGGCAGCGGCGGCCGGGGCGGGCGGGGGCGCGGCAACCUGGCCGGCGUCCGAGCUCGCUGCGGCGGCGGCCGGCUGGCGGCGCGACGUGGCGUGGGCAGCGGUGCAGUCGGGGCGCCACGACGCGCUGCUGCACGCGGGGCUGCGCGGCAUCGUGCGCUCGAGCAGCGCGCGGCAGGCGGCGUUGGGGGCGCUGUCGGCCGGGGUGGUGAAGUCGGCGGAGUACCUGGGUGCCAAGCUCGCAAAGGCCUGGCGGCCGCGGCGCUGA